Messenger RNA from Lactuca virosa, 1170 nucleotides. NCBI's taxonomy places the organism in Eukaryota, Viridiplantae, Streptophyta, Magnoliopsida, Asterales, Asteraceae. The record is from the annotation of a GenBank genome assembly.
AUGGCAGGAGAAUGGAGAGAAGUUCGACGAAAAGGUUCGUCUGUAAGGAAAUUUCAGGGGAAGCUUGAGGGUAAUAUCACUACGUAUUUUGUUACCAACCUUCGCGGUGAUGUCAAGAAGGCGGAGCUUUGGAAGCCAUGCUCAAAGGUCGGAGCUUUGGUUGAUAUCUAUAUCGCCGAUCGUAGGGAUGCUUCAGGUACCUUCUUCGCUUUUGUCGGUUUUAAGAAUGUUCUUCAUCCGAAAGGCAUCGAGAAGGAGCUUAAUGAAAUUACUUGUAGGGGGAGGAAGGUGGCUGCAAAUUGUGCCAAGCACCCUAAGGCAGUGACGGUUGAUGUUUCUAAAAGGCCUGCAGAUGCUGCAAUGAAUCGUUUUUCCUCUGCUCAUAGGGAUGCGCGUUCGUUUGUAGAGGUAGGCAAAGGUAUUGGCACUCCUUAUGCGGGUGAGGCUCAUGCUUCAAUGUCUCUUAAUCUCAGUGUGCAUGAUUGGGCAGAUGCCUCUGUAUUGGUUGGAGAUGCAAGGUGUUUUGAUACGUUAUGCAAUUUUCCUGCAUUAAUCUCUUGGGAAGGUUAUGAUGUGAUGGAGACGAAAUACUUGGGAGGCAUGCAAGUUUUAGUGAAAUUCAGAUCUGAAACGGCGGCGGACGUGUUUAAGGCCAACAAAUGUAUAUGGAAAAAAUGGUUCAACUGGGUUGAGCGUCUGGGAAGAAGAUCUGUCCGGUUCGAAAUGAUCACUUGUAUAAAAAUAACUGGUGUUCUCAUGGCAUGGGUUGCGGGAAACUUCGGGAGAGUGUUGGUUAACAAUUGCUCAUUCUGGGGCAACAAUGAUGCUUCCUUUUGCAAGCUUUGCAUUUUAACUGCCUCCAGGAAAAAGAUUAACGAAGAGAUUAUGGUAAACUUUGAUGGAGCUGGUUAUAAAAUUGGAAUUUUCGAAGUGGAAGAUGAUUGGGUUCCUUUCAAGCCUUUCGUGGCGGAGUCUCCCGUCGAUUCGGAUGUGGAGGAAGAUGACGAUGAUGUCGGCAUCUCGGAUACUUGGGUGAACUGUGAGAUGGAGAUGGAGGAAGGUGAGAUCAGGCACAACGAUGAUGGUGACGGAGAUGGAGCGGUGACGGAGUUGGGGAAGCUGAGGCGUCGCCGGUGCAUAAGGAUUUUGUUUCGUCGCCUAGAAAGCUGA